Messenger RNA from Pestalotiopsis fici W106-1, 1563 nucleotides. RefSeq lists its product as uncharacterized. The transcript has 2 exons. Gene Ontology annotation, cellular component: mitochondrion. Gene Ontology annotation, molecular function: protein-arginine omega-N symmetric methyltransferase activity. The record is from RefSeq and is a predicted model, not a curated record. Bases 1 to 1563 code for a protein of 520 amino acids. Lineage: Eukaryota; Fungi; Ascomycota; Sordariomycetes; Amphisphaeriales; Sporocadaceae.
AUGGACUCCCCCCUCGUGACGCAGCUCUUUCGACAGCUGUUCCGCCAACAACACUCGGCAUGUCGUGCUCGGAGGACUAUAGCGGCUCUGCCGUCGGCUGCUCUGCGUCACGGCCGCGGUGGCAGCACCGUUGUGUCGCCGUCGCAGGAGCAGAGGAGAGGCAUGGCCUCGUCGGGGCGCCCAGGCGCAAGAGGCGCCACAAAACAGUUCGGCAAGGCCAAUGAGAGCGAUUGGCAGCAGAGAACAGAGUUAUUCUCCUUUGACAUGUCCGAAGAGUACAAAUCGUACCCCUUGGUCACGGCAGAAGAGUUGGAGAGCAGGAAAGAGAGGCCGAGAAAGGUCAAGAUGCUGAUGCGGGACUUCAUUGAUGACAGUCUCUAUAAUCCCCACUACGGCUAUUUCUCAAAACAAGCCGUCAUCUUUACGCCUGGUGAACCGUUCGACUUCAACUCGUUCAAAGACGAACCUGCCUUUGCUGAGGAAAACAGUCGGCGGUGGACCGAAUUCGAGGACAAGCUCGACACGAAACUGACCGAGCCAAAUGACACGCGGCAACUGUGGCAUACGCCGACCGAAUUGUUCCAGCCAUAUUACGGCCAAGCGAUAGCUCGGUAUCUCAUGGCCAAUUACAUCAUGAAGACCUACCCGUAUCACGACCUGAUUGUAUACGAAAUGGGUGCCGGAAGAGGAACCCUGAUGAUGAACAUUCUCGACUACAUUCGCGAGGAGGAACCGUCGGUUUACGACAGAGUCAAGUACAAGAUCAUUGAGAUCAGUCCAUCGCUGGCCGCUAUACAGAAUUCUCAGCUUAUGCGAGACGCUGCUAGCAAGGGGCACGCCGACAAGGUUGAAAUCAUCAACAAGUCCGUAUUUGAGUGGACGGAGCGUGUGCCGUCGCAAUGCUUCUUCAUUGCGCUCGAGGUUUUUGACAAUUUUGCCCACGACAUCAUCCGCUACGACCUAAAGACGGAGGAGCCGCUGCAGGGUAUGGUUCUGAUUACGGAGAACAACGAUUUUUACGAGUUCUACGAGCCAGUGUUGGAUCCAGUCGCUGCGAGAUUCUUGCGCGUGAGGCACGCAGCCACCAAUGGUCGAUACCAAGUCCCUUACAGCAACAGCAAGGCUGUGCGCUGGCUCAAGCAGCAGAUGCCCUUUGCGCCCAACCUCAGUGACGCCGAGUACAUACCAACGAGGCUCAUGCAGUUCUUUGACAUUCUGGAAAAGUACUUUCCCGCUCAUAGACUCGUGACGAGCGAUUUCCACACCUUGUCCGACGCCGUCAAGGGCUUGAACAGUCCAGUGGUGCAGACACGAUAUCAGCGGCGCAUGAUUCCCGUCACCACGCCUCUCGUCCAUCAGGGCUACUUUGAUAUCUUGUUCCCAACCGACUUUAGGACGACAGAAGCCAUGUACGGCGCCGUCACGGGCAAGCUGUCCAAGGUCAUGUCGCACGAGGAAUUCAUGCGUCGUUGGGCUUUUGUAGAGGACACCACGGUACAGAGCGGAGAGAAUCCAUUGCUGAGCUGGUAUAAAAAUGCCAGUGUCAUGAUCACGACGAAUUAA